This is a messenger RNA of Ixodes scapularis (black-legged tick), 1605 nucleotides long. Its product is annotated as major facilitator superfamily domain-containing protein 6-B. Bases 1 to 1605 code for a protein of 534 amino acids. The record is from RefSeq and is a predicted model, not a curated record. Gene Ontology annotation, cellular component: membrane. The transcript has 4 exons. Lineage: Eukaryota; Metazoa; Arthropoda; Arachnida; Ixodida; Ixodidae.
AUGAAGUUCUCGACAUGUUCCGUGAACAGAAAACUGCUGCCGCUGAAGGCCCACUACUUUCUCUUCCUCGGUGCUCAAGCCGCCGUUAUUCCCUACUUCGCCGCUGUUGGUCGUCAGAACGGCAUCCCUGAGACAACCGUUGCCUACACAUUUGGCUUCGUUCCCCUGGCCGCCAUCGCCUGCAAGUCAUUGUGCGGUUACAUCGUUGACAGAACGCAAAAUGUCACCGUGGUCUUGCUCACGCUUCAAGCUCUCUUAUUAGUGUCGGACGGAGUGGUAUUUUUUAGCGGAAGUAUUCACACCAACACAGUACGGUCGGAAGGCAUUCUGCAAUGUUCGGAAGAAAACGUAACGCUCCUGGAUCCCUUUACAACUUGUUCACUCCCACCACCACCGGAGUGCAAACGUCUUUGUCGCGAAAGCAAGGAGAACGGCUCUACUUCUAAACUCCGUGCCAAUCUCAGCAUAGGGAACGUGUCCGAUGUCUGCAGUGUCCUGAGCUACUGGAACCACUCAGUCAGCAGCGAUGAUGACAACUGCGAGUUGACUUGUGCUUGUUACGAGAGCUCCACGAACAAGUCGAACCUGUGGUUAUACACGGUGUUUUUAGCUUUGGCGUGGAUGACCGGAGCAAGCGUGUUUGUAAUUUCUGACGCUGCCGUCUGCGACGCGUUGGGAGACAACGCGAGCGCCUUUGGACGUCAACGUCUCUGGGGAACCAUCAGCUGGGGCAUUUGUUGCCCCAUUGUCGGGAUCAUCAUCGACGCAGCCAACAGGGCAACGGAGGGUCGUUCCGGCUUCACCCCCUCCUUCUACGUGUUCGCCGUUCUUUUAAUGAUGGAUAUGGUCCUUUUGUACCGGAUGCCGAGGCUGAGGAUGUGCAAGCAAUCGCCCACUUUCUUCAGGGAUGUGGCGACGGUCUUCAAGGGUGCAGAGAUGCCAGUCUUCACUUUCUGGACCUGCGCGUUCGGUGUGUUUUUCGGCAUCUUCGUGGCGUACAACACGUGGUUCUUGGAGGACGUCGGAGCGUCCAAGUUGAAUGUCGGACUCACUUAUGCAGUCAUGACUCUUCUCGUGGAACUCCCCCUUCUUUUCGUUUCGAAAGGCAUUCUCGAAAGGAUAGGGUACUUCCCGUCGUAUUCGCUUGCAUUUGCGGCAUAUACCUUCAAAUACCUCGGGUAUUCCUUCCUUCAGAAUCCAUGGUACGCUUUAGUGAUCGAGCUUGUCGGGGGAGCGGCCUUUCCACUGGCAUUUGCCGCCAUGACAGUCUUCGCCAAGGAAGCGGCUCCUCAGGGUACAGCAGCAUCUGUGCUCUGCGUACUUAACGCCGGCGUUGAAGGUGUCGGCACGGUUUUGGGCAACGUUCUCGGCGGUGUAAGCUUCGGCAAAAACGGAGGCCGCCUCACAUUUCGCUAUAUCGGAUUUGCGAGCUUUGCGUGCGCUGUGCUGUGCACCCUGUCUCACGUCGUCAUCAGGAGAAGAAGGCCAAAGACUUCAAUUGUUCCUCAAGAGAUGGGAAAAGCAACCACGGCGUUUGCUGCUGGGCUGUCUGGACACAUGGAUGGGCCUUCGAGAACCGCUGGUGUUGAACACAUCCCUCUCUGA